This is a messenger RNA of Triticum dicoccoides, 776 nucleotides long. RefSeq lists its product as uncharacterized. The transcript has 2 exons. NCBI's taxonomy places the organism in Eukaryota, Viridiplantae, Streptophyta, Magnoliopsida, Poales, Poaceae. Bases 128 to 439 code for a protein of 103 amino acids. The record is from RefSeq and is a predicted model, not a curated record.
UAUGGAGAGGCAGCUGCCGACAACUGAAUCCCGCAAACCCUUCCUCUCGGCGGUUCUCGAAACCAGCCACCGCCGCGGGGCAGCUAUAAUCCAUCCCCAUUGCCAUCGAAGGCUGUUGCGGUAAGCGAUGAUGGAGGACGCUGGCCUGGACUUCCUGCUGGACGUGGUCGACAGAUUUCCCCUAUGUAAAGACUUCGCGGAUUGCUUGGAGCACCCAGAUCCGGUUCCUCUGGCGCGGAUUGAUGCGCCGAGCGUUCAGCAGUCUGAAUCAAACGCUGGUUCAGGGUGCGGGCAGCCAGUUGGCGGCUGUAGCCAGGAGCGGCAAGCAGGCGAUGGGCGCCGUCGCCGCGAGACAUCUCCGGCGAGGUCCGCACAGUCAACAGACCAGUCUUGCAAGGGUGAACCCGGAGGCGCCGGGGUGGACAAAAAGGUUCUGUAACCAUUGCAUUCCGUCUGCUCUGAAUUUUUUCCUGGAGUGCAACUCCAUUUGUCCUAGUACGGAGUGUAGUUCGCUGCCAUGUUAUCUAUAACGAACUGUGACAGACUGACAGUAAUUGUUUUUUGAUGAACGGUUGGCAGAUACCAGGCAUGCUGAAUGUUGUCUCCGGCAGGGGAUUAGUCACUCGAUUUUAGGCAUGUCAACAAAGGUGCAUGUAUAGGUACAGACAAGGAAAUGUUAUUCAGAGUUCGUAGAUUCAAAAAUCUAGAAACCCAUAAUAAGUGGAACUCUAGUUGACAAAAUAAGCAGGAGGCAUGAUUUUCUAUUUCACGGCAGA